Messenger RNA from Lachancea nothofagi CBS 11611, 1275 nucleotides. The record is from the annotation of a GenBank genome assembly. NCBI's taxonomy places the organism in Eukaryota, Fungi, Ascomycota, Saccharomycetes, Saccharomycetales, Saccharomycetaceae.
AUGACCUCAAGAGUCGUUAUCACUGGAUUAGGAGCGCUCACUCCAUUGGGAAAAACAGUUUCAGAGUCAUGGUCUAAUUUGCUGCGCGGUAAGUCUGGAAUUCGUCCCAUUUCAGAACUUCCCGAUGCUAAAGAUUACGAAUCACAUUGUCCAGCUAGUGUAGGGGUAGCCAAUGUUACUGGGUUCAAUCCAAUGGACUACGGGGACCUUUUCACUUCACAAGAUCUCAGAAGAAUGAGUCUCUUCACUCAGUUCGCAGUGGUUGCUGCCCAGGAGGCUUUAAAAGAUGCAAAUUUAUUGAACACAGUUGAUGAAUACAACAAUGAACGAUUUGGAUGCGUUAUCGGCUCUGGAAUCGCCUCAAUUCAAGAUAUGUACGAAUCUAUCCUGAAUUUCGAUCGCGGCAAAAAACUCCCUCCCACGUUUGUUCCCAAGAUUCUCGCAAACAUGGCCUGCGGUAAUGUUUCCAUAAAAUUCCAGCUCCGAGGCGUAUCCCAUUGCGUGUCCACAGCGUGUGCCACUGGAAAUAACGCGAUUGGGGAUGCUUACAACUUUAUAAGGCUCGGUUACAACGAUGUAUGCCUGGCAGGCGCCAGCGAAGCCAGUGUACACCCGCUAUCAUUGUCAGGUUUCCUGAGAGCCAAGAGUAUAACACCUGAUGGUAUAUCAAGACCAUUUGACAAGGAAAGAAACGGGUUUGUAUUAGGAGAAGGUGCCGGUCUAAUGGUUCUAGAGUCUCUGGAACACGCUCAGAAGCGAGGUGCUCGUAUAUAUGCAGAAAUCGAAGGCUACGGUCUCACAAGCGAUGCACACCACAUUACAUCGCCUUCAGAAAGUGGAGACGGUGCAAGAAGAGCAAUGGAGAUGGCGCUCAAAGGCCAUGAUCCUCGCCAGGUGGACUACGUCAAUGCGCAUGCCACCUCUACUAUCUUGGGCGACAGAGCUGAAUUGAAUGCCAUUUCCAACAUAUUUGCUCCUAACAGGAGCAUCCCACUGAAACUAUCAAGUAACAAGGGCGCUAUGGGUCAUUUGUUAGGAGCCGCUGGAGCGGUAGAGAGCAUCUUUACGAUAAAAAGUUUACAAGAAGGUUUGGUGCCUCAUACAUUGAAUUUAAAAAGGAUCGGUGAAGCUAAAGGUGACAACUUUGGAGAUUUGAAGGCGCUGGAUUUUGUGACAGGCUCCCCGGUGCGUCAUGACCUUGAAUAUGCGCUGAGUAACAGUUUUGGAUUUGGUGGUAUUAAUUCAUCGCUAUUAUUUAGAAAGUGGGUUAGCUAG